Messenger RNA from Monoraphidium neglectum, 192 nucleotides. RefSeq lists its product as hypothetical. The annotation marks the transcript as partial. The transcript has a single exon. The record is from RefSeq and is a predicted model, not a curated record. NCBI's taxonomy places the organism in Eukaryota, Viridiplantae, Chlorophyta, Chlorophyceae, Sphaeropleales, Selenastraceae.
AUGCAGCAGCAACUGCGGGCCAGCUGCAGCUCGUCGAGCAGCAGUGCAGGCAGCGGGCGGACAAGGAGCAGGGCUAGCUGUGUAAGGGCCAGCGCCAGCAGCGCGAAGGAGGUCACGCUACUCGAUUAUGGAGCGGGAAACAUCCGCAGCGUCCGCAACGCCAUCAAGAAGCUUGGGUACACCAUCAAAGAU